Molecule: messenger RNA, 4710 nt
Organism: Danio rerio (zebrafish)
Lineage: Eukaryota; Metazoa; Chordata; Actinopteri; Cypriniformes; Danionidae
Source: RefSeq, a predicted model, not a curated record
GAGCCGUUUUGAGUGACGUCAUGAGCCGGGUGUUUGACGGGGUGGCUCGGCUGCCGCAGAGCUCGAGAAAUAUGACCGACAAUGACCUCGACGGCAAUGUGCGUUAAUGUUUUGCUCUCAUCGUUUUGUACUCAGUUUAUGCAAUAAAGUGGCUUUAUUAUUGCCGUCGCUGUUGUUAUAGCCGUUUUUAGGUUAAAUCUGUGCAUUUGCUGUAGGUCAUUAGCAACGAGCCUUUCCUUAUCUCGAGAGCGCGAUAAACACAUUCAGCGCGCGCCUGUGUGUGUGUUUGAGUCUCGCCUCCAGCCUUACCGGAGACGCGCGUUGUGCACUGAAAUAUGGAUAAGGCCAAAUCAGUGAUGGAUCAGAAAGGAUCGAGUCCUUGCUACCAAAAUGGCAUGCACAAGCCGAUCCGGCGACAGCUGAGCAACGGGAGCUGUAGCCCGUACAGUCCGACGGACGAUAAUUACCACCAUCUUCACCACGACCCACAAAUCAACGGGUCCCCGGCAAAGAGGUGCCGACUGCGGAUGCGAUUGGAAUCGGCGAGGAAAAACCGACCACCAUUUCCAUGGUUUGGAAUGGACAUCGGUGGUACUUUAGUAAAGCUUGUAUACUUUGAGCCGAAAGACAUCACUGCAGAGGAGGAGCAGGAGGAGGUGGAGAAUCUGAAGAGCAUACGCAGGUACCUCACGUCCAACACAGCCUAUGGUAAAACUGGCAUCCGCGACGUGCACCUGGAGCUGCGCAACCUGACCAUCUGCGGUCGCACAGGGAACCUGCACUUCAUCCGCUUUCCCACCGCCGCCAUGCACAGAUUCAUCCAGAUGGGCAGAGAUAAGCACUUCUCUAGCUUGCACACCACACUCUGUGCCACCGGCGGCGGAGCUUACAAGUUUGAGAAUGACUUCAGGACGAUGGCAGAUUUGGAACUCCUGAAGUUGGAUGAGCUGGACUGUCUGAUCCAGGGCCUGCUGUACAUUGACUCUGUGGGUUUUAAUGGUCAUCCUGAAUGCUACUACUUUGAAAACCCAUCUGAUACACAGAACUGCAUCAAGAGACCCUGCCGCCUUGACAACCUUUUCCCCAUGUUGCUGGUCAACAUUGGCUCAGGCGUCAGCAUUCUGGCUGUGAACUCCAAGGACAACUACAAGCGUGUGACAGGCACCAGUCUUGGCGGUGGGACUUUUUUGGGUCUCUGUUGCUUGUUGACGGGUUGUGAGACGUUUGAAGAGGCACUUGAGAUGGCCAGUAAAGGGGACAGCACUAAUGUGGAUAAACUGGUGAAGGACAUCUAUGGUGGCGACUACCAGCGCUUCGGCCUACAGGGCUCUGCAGUGGCUUCAAGUUUUGGUCACAUGAUGAGCAAAGAGAAAAGGGACAGCAUUUCUAAAGAGGAUUUAGCCCGAGCGACACUGGUCACCAUCACUAACAACAUCGGCUCCAUCGCACGCAUGUGUGCAGUCAAUGAGAAAAUUGAACGGGUUGUUUUUGUUGGGAAUUUUCUACGAAUAAACACAGUGUCAACAAAGCUCCUUGCCUAUGCUAUGGACUUCUGGUCCAAGGGCCAGCUGAGGGCCCUCUUCCUUGAACAUGAGGGGUACUUCGGAGCGGUUGGUGCUUUUCUAGAGCUGCUGAAGUCGUCUGAAGAUGCAUAAAAGAAAGUUCUUAUCGCCUCUGAUUAUCCAGAAGCUGCUUUACGACUUCCACACAGAAGCUCCAACAGGAAAACUGGGAACACUGGGAAAUCUGAAAGAUGCCAUUUAUAGUUAUUAACCUGUAAAUAUCCCUUGAAAAUAAGAUUUUAAACAAUAUUUUUAUGAGUAACUUAGUCUCCCUCAGAGUUUUGAGCCUUGUUGUACACACGUUUUCCAGUUGUUCUUUUUCUUUUGUACUGUUUGUAAAUAUAAGUGUGUAAUGAACAGGGAGAGUUUACGGAUGGCCAAAUACUGCUGUGUUUAAGUUUUGCUAUCGCUGACCUACUACCAUGUGAGAGAAUAUUCAACCUUCCUGUUUGUUGUCUCUGAACCUGUUCAGUGUAAUGGUUCUUUUGGAGUCUUUUUUGUGUUCAGCUGCUGUCCAGAAUCCAAAUCAUAUCAAACAAUACUCUAGAUCAGAUAUUAUCCUAGGUGCUGUGUUAGAUGUGUCCUUAGCUAUUUUAGUCAGGAAUCCUGUAAGUUAGGAAAAAUGCUAGUCUCUAUUUCCAGUUGCCUCUAAUUUUACUUUUCAUCUUCAUUACUGUUAAAGGAAUAAUUACUUUUGAAAACAGGCUCAUAGAUGGAAAAUAAAAAGUUUACAUUUUUUAGGAUGAUACAUCUAAGAAGUGUACUUGUAUCAACGUAAUGAUCAAGGUACUUCGCUGCAGUACCAUGGCUGCAGCAGGUACUAUUAUAUUACCCAUCGUUGCCCCUGCUGCAGCCAUGAUAUGACAGCAAAGUUUCUUGAUUUUUAUGCAAGAAUAAGAGUAUAGUUUCUAGAUGUAUGAGCCUAGAAAAGGGCAAUUUCCGGUCCAGGUUAAAAGUAAGCUUUAAGUAGUAAAAUUAUUGAAAAUCUUUGACCACUUCUGAGCAAGAUGCUAAUGGUCUAAUCCAAUACAAUGAUCUAUGCUAAGCUAAGCUAAAAGUGCUCCCACCAGACCCAAAGAUCGGCUGAAUGGAUUCAGAAAUGGUCAGACUCGCCUGUUUAACUAUAAGAGAGUUGUAAAAUUAGUUUGUUUCCAAAAAAGCUGAAUAAUUCUUUACAGUUUUCCAUUCAUUUAUGCAUGUCAGCAAUCGAAUAAAUCAGUUCACCAUUUCAUUUUUACCAGAAUAGGUUAUAAAAUGUGUAUGUCAACUGAUUCACGUAAAGCCUUUCAUUUUAAAAGGAUGCACAGAAAGCUCAGGGUGUCUCACUUUUAGAUUUGAGAGGGAAUACUAUGGGACCAAGUGGCCAAUUUGACACUUCAUAUUGAAAGCUCCCAUAUAAUCCCACAUUUUUUAUUUUUCUCCAGUUUUGCUUCUUAUAUUUUUUUUAAUUCUGCCUUUUACCAUUCGUCUUUCUAUCUUACUCAAAGCUGCUUCAUUCAGAAUGCAUGCAGUUAUCUUCAUGCACCUCCUCUUUGUUAGUUGCCUUCCUCUUGUCUGUGGUUUGAAAAAUGGUACUGACAGUGCUCAAAGUUUCAGAGAAAUGGCAAAAUAGAAAUAUUAAAUCGUUAUGACAGCAAUUACCCACAAACCCCCUUUCCUCGUCCUUUCAAAAAUCAAACAUGAUUAGACGGUUCAAAGGCUCUGCCAUUGUGUUUUCAUUGUAGUGCCAAACUGAGAAUGGGAGUCCAAUCAUGCAUUCCUGCUUUGCCAGGCUUUGUAUCACAAUGCAUCUCUCAAAUAUUAAGUAUACUUGAAAGGAAAUUCAGGAUGUCAUCAAAAAUCAAAACACCACCGAUCUUCCAGUCAUUUCUGUUGUCAGACCUCUGUCUUACAGUAUAUGCCUUUUAUGUGGUUGCAUUUGUCUUUUGUUUCGUCUUGCAUUCGUUUUUUGCAUUUUAAUAUUUUUAGUUUUUUCAAAGAAUGAGUUCAAUGUCAUUUUUAAAAGAAAAUCUAAAAAAGAAAAUUGUUGGGGACCUCAAAAAGUGUUCAUGUUCACCUCUUUUGGGGUUUAAUUAAUUGCUUAAAAUGUUGUGUACAUUUUACAGUAUUUAACUAUGACUUUUGUUGGCCUUUAAUAUUUGGCAUUAAUCUAUUUACAGCACAUUCUGUGUACAAUAUUUUGCUGAGAUUCACAAACAUUGUAAUUUUUAUUUACGUUUUAUGAUUACUAAUAUAUUAUUUGUUCCUAUUGAUUUUAAUGUUUUAGGAAAACUACCAAGUUUAAAACCCUCAUUCUAGAUUUGGAUGUUCUGAUUACAAAUAUAUCAGUAUGACAGCAGUAUCUCAUAUAGACAAUUAACAUUCACACACAUUGUACUUUUUUAAACAGUUUGUUCUUGUCACACAAUGUUAGCAAGAUGCAAGUGUGAGCAUAUAUCAAAGAGUUCAAGCCUGUUUAACUGCACUUCAUAAGUCUAUACAUUAAACAGAGCUGUCACCUGUUGUGUCUGUAGUACACAGUAUUAUGUUUUUGUUUUUUUUGCAAACAUGGGAGGGGUCCUAAUUUGUUGUUGUCGACCUGUAAACUGCAAAACCGCUGCCCGUUAAAUGAGUUAUAUGUAAUGUAGAAACAACAGACAUGUCUAAAGUCUGUUUUAGUAUAUAUCAUUGACAGUUUUACUAAUGUAACUGCUUCCUCUAAAAGUUGACCUUAACUCCUCUUGCUAUGCAGUGAAGCUGAAAUCAGCUUGGUUAACACAAUCGUGCAGUAUUUAGAAACCAGCUGCUUGCGUCAUGUCUGCCACUUGUGUCAGUACUACUGUUUUUCUUUUUAAUACUGUUAAUUUCUCUUUGAUAUUUUUCUGUGUGUUUUCAUUUGAUUCCUAUGAACAUUUUUAAACAGGUGAUCCUUUGCGUUUUUGUUGAUGCUACUUUAAUUGAUGUUUUGUUCUGUUUUGAGAUUGUAAAAACAUGUAAAUAUUCUUGUCUUUGGUUUUCACCUCUCAGAUGACACUAAAGCCACUCUGCAUUGAAAUCUUGGCUUUAAAAAAUAUGAGUCUUGAUGUCUGUGUGAUUAACUGGAUUGAAUUGAAUGAUAGGAUGCAUAGACUCAUGAAAGAAGUUAAUAAUAAAUUUUUAAAAAUCAGAA